UUAUUUACUGAUUCAGCUUCCGGGAUGGAAGAGAAAACUAAAAAAGUUUUACUUUUUCUUGUUUUUCUCCAUGUUGCAUGGGGGUUUCUCGAUUUCGAAGAACUUGAAAAUGUGCAUUAUGGCAUAAGUAUACUAAAUGAACCAAAACUUUUGAAUGAGGAGGUAGAUGGAUCUGUAUUCCUGGCAUCAAUGUAUGGCCAGCCAUAUCAAUGUAUCUACAGAGACCUUGUAUCAGAGGAGAAGAAGGAGAAGACGGAAGAAGCUGAGGCACUGGAGAUAGGAAUUCCAGAGUUACUGAGGCCUAUGGAGGGAAGCCCAUGCCUCGUUUUUACUAAAGGCUGGUGGACCUAUGAGUUCUGCUACAGAAAGCACAUCAGACAGUAUCACAUGGAAGAUGGGAAGCCAAAGGGAAACAUCAUGUACCUCGGCUACUAUGAAUCUGACUUUGAAUGGGAUUCAAACAUAUCUGACGAUGGAACUCAAGCACGUUCUAAAAGACGUAACAAAUUGAACAAGUACCACAGCCAACAGUAUGUGAAUGGCUCCAAAUGUGACCUAACUAGCAAGCCCAGAGAGGUGGAAGUUAGGUUUAUAUGCAAUGCUGGGGAGGGUGACUAUAUUCUGAGGGUAGAUGAGCCAGAGACUUGUAUCUACACUAUAACAGUGAGCACCACCAAGAUAUGCCACCACCCAUACCUGAAACCACCUCCCACAAACAAACCUGUGCCAAUUGAGUGCAAUCCUGUCCUAAACAAACAGCAGUUUGCUGUCUAUCUGCAAGAAAAAGAAGAGGAAAGAGUUAGAUUGGAAGAAGAAAUGAAGAGACUUGAAGAAGAGAAGAUAAGGAAAGCUGAAGAAGCUAUGCAAAAACUGAAAGAUGAAAAACUAUUAGCAGGUAGACUUCCAACAGAGUGUAGCUUGCCCAAGGAUAGUGGUCCAUGUAGAGCACUGUUCAGACGCUGGUAUUACGACUCUGAAAUCAGUCAGUGCCAGCCUUUUAUCUACGGUGGAUGCAAGGGAAAUGGAAACAAUUUUGAAACUCAGCAGCUGUGUCGAGAAAAGUGUGAUAUAAAACAACAAAUGGCAAGCAAUAAAAACAGUCCUUUAGAUGAAAGCUUGAACUUUGAAUCAUUUGGUGAGUUUGGUAGAUCCAAAGAAUUUUCCUCAACCGUAGAUGCUCUAACAAAAGCUUUUACAGAGGGUCUUAGAAGUAGUGUGAAAGAUAUGAUAGGGGAUGUGGAAGGUUUUGAUCAAGAUUUAUUGGAACCAGAUGUGCAGAUUGAAGAUGUCAAAAUGGUUGGAGACCCUAAGGACAUUGAUAAAGUUAUCAAAGAGGCACUUGAAACUGCUAAAAACCAACAGAAAUCUACUCCUGGUUCACAAAAAACUAAAGUCCCCAAAGGACCUGUUGAGUCAGAGAACGUGAAAAAUACUCCGCAAAGUGGAACAGUAUUGGAUGAUGUGGAGAAUGAAGCCAUUGAUGGUGAUACCAGUUUAGAUGCUGAAGAUGAGGAGGACGAGGAUGAUGAUGAAUUCUUAGAUGACUUUGAUGGGGAUUACAAUAAGAUAGCAGACAAUAAGGAGAAGAGGGUAGCCAUUGGGGCACAGAAAGCUAAGAUUAAAGAUGCCAUGACUGCCAAGUUUGGAGAUAUAAUCAAGGAGGCAGAAGCAGAGGAAGGAGUGGAAGCCAAUGAGGAGACAAAGGGUCAUGCCUAUACGCAACUUGCCAAAACAUUAACAAAACUAUUAGAUAGACUAGAAAAAGCUGAAAAAGAUAUACAGAAUGUGGAUGAACAUAUAAAAGGAGUAAAAGAAAAUGAUUUAGAAAAACCAGUUCAAUCUACAACAAAUCUUGAGGCUGAUAAGAGUAAUACAGCUGCAGUAAGGGAUUCUUCUACAUCAGUGGCCAAACCACCAGACAAGACUAGCACAAAUGAUGAAGAAAAUAUAAAAAUAAGGGUUACCAGAUUAAAAGCUGGUGAAUCGAUGGAGGAUAUUAAUAAAAAAGCUUCCUUGAAGAUACCUGAUGAGCAGAAGGAAGAGUUAGAAAACACAGUAAAAGAAGAGUUGGAAAAGGCAGGGCUGGACACGGGAGGUCGGCCCAUUGAGAUAAAGAUCAUUGCCACUGGUUAUAUGGGUGAAGAUGAUGAAAAUGUCCAUACACUAUCUGGGGAUGAAACUAAAGCCUUUAAUAAAAUGCUAGUAGCCUUUAUAGGGGCAGGUGGUCAGGAGGCACAUAAAGAGCAGAAAAGACAAGAUAAAAUGGAAGAGAAUUACAGUUACGUUUUUGGAAAAAAUAAAAAAUCUCAGUCUUCACAAUCAGCAACACAACCAAAAAUAUAUGGGGGAGCAUGAGAAAAUAUAUUUUUGAGAGUGCAUGUUUCAACUAUCAUGGUUGGGUUUAGUAUUAUAUAGCACUUUAUUUAUAUUUAUUUUGUUUAUGUUUAUUGUUGUACAGUUUAUUGUUUGUUAAAAGUUGAUUCUGCCUUAAAGGGAGUGCAGAAAUUAAAACUAAAAAAGUUCAUGAUACUUGGACUUAUAAUGCAGGAUUCAAGAUGCCGAAAUGUUUCAAUUCUGCCUUAUAUUUUUAUGGAGGACUUGGAAGUUAUUAUACUUUUUCAAAAUAGAAUCUGAAAAUUUGGGGAACUGUGCAAUUUGUUGCUGUCCUGUGUUACUUUUAUAAACAAGUAAUGUCUUAAUAUCUUAAUAUAUGUAAAAUAUGUACAUUAAAAGAGGGUUUUUUGAAUAUGGUAAGAUAAACCAGAAAAUGGAUUUAAAGUUAAAACCAAGGGCCAAAAAUUUAGAUGGGACACAAAAGUUCUAGUAAGGACCCAAGAUUGUUUUCAUCUAAUGUAUCUAAAGUUCCAUAAAAUGCCCAUUUUUGGGCCCCUACAGCCUAAACUACUUGAUCCACCUUAGGUGUGUGUUUGUAUGUAUUUUGUCAGAAUUAUCAUUCCAUUUGCAAUUUAUUCAUUUUACUUAAGAAUGCAUAAAAAUAAUGCAACAUGCAGGCAAAAAUUGAUUUGUCAUUAUUUUGUUUUUGAAUCAUUUCCCAAAACAUUUCAAAGAAUUCCAAAGUAGUUCUUUUAUUUUUACUAUGAUUUCCAUGGUUAUGGCAAUGAAAACUGUUUUGAGAAAUUGAUCUUAGAUUCAUUUUUCCAAUUUUUAUGUCAAGGUGCAAAAUAUCAGAGAUUGAUUACUGUAACAGUGCAAUACACUGCUAAAUAUGGUGCACAUGACUCAAUUAUCAAGUUGAAUUCAACUUAGACAACCAAUGAUUGAGGUUGAUUUUUCUUAACAUGAUUUAAAAAUGCUGAUUCUAUAUGUAGCAAGACUGUAUUAUUAAAGAUGUACAUAAUCUGGAGGCAAGAGGUCAUUCCCACCUAGAUACAUAAUUUUUACAUUUCAUUAUAUUCAAGAGUUAUUUUUAUCUCAUAUGUUGUUAUAAUAUUUGCUUCUUUAUUAAUGUUUCCUUGUGCACCCAGCAAUUAUUUGAAUUCUUUGUAUUUUAGAUUAAUCACACGUGUAAUAUCUAAUUGAGAAAUUAUUGGUGUUUUCAUUUUUUCUAUUUUACUUAGUUUUCAUGUACCAUGUAAAGAAAUUCAUUGACCUGAUGAUUUAAUGAUAGCUAACAUACUUGUAAGGUAGUAAUAUACAGGGUGACCCAAAAAAGCAGCCAUCUAACUUUGGAACACUUACUACACGUUUUGAAAGCAAUCAAGAAGAUUCAAAUAAUGGGAAACACAGAGUACCCAAGUUUAUAAACUUAUGGUUCAUAUUCUAUACAAGGAAGUUCAUUAAGAUUCCAUCAUAUUAGAAAAUUUAGAAAAAAUUGCAUUUUUGGGUCACCCUGUAUGUGUUUUCUCCAUGUGUAGAUUGUUAAUUACUUGACUUCGGUUUUUGAAGACAAUGUGUACUUUCAUGAAUUGGUUAAUUAAUUUGUGAGAAUGAAGAAAAACAUUCUUCUUCUUAGGUAAAACCAACCAUCAUGUAAGUAACUGUAACAGUAACACUAACUGUUAUUGACUAAUGAUUCUUCAUUGUAAAUCAAAUGGUCUCAAAUGGGAGAGUCUCUCGCAGAAAAUAUAGAUCAUUAUAAUUAUUCCCUGAUAUUUCUAGAACAUAGAAAUUCAGCGUUUUCUUAAGAUGUAAUCCAAAACUGUUUCAAAUAGACUAACUAUUUUUCGACAAAAGGGAAACUGUGUUGUGUUACAUUUUCUUCAUGCAGACCUACAUGUAGCUACCUUCUCUAGACACGAUGAUGUGAUCAAGUUGGACCAGCUCAGCUUUCGUACAUGAACAAAAGUAUUCUUUCUCAAACAGUCUCAUAGAGAACUCAAAUACUAUACUCUUUUAUUAAUUUUAUUUAUUUAUUCAAGUAUGAGGUAUUACUAUUUUUAACUUAUUUAAUAUAAUGUCCAUUAAGCCAAAAUUAAAUGUAUACUGUCUGUUUAAGGCUGAAGUACCCAUAUAUGGAGAGAUUGUCUUUUGACCUCAUGGUGGGAACAGUAAAUCAAUAGAAUUUUAGAAUACCUAAAGAUAACUGUUCUUACAUGAGUCUUC
Messenger RNA from Owenia fusiformis, 4563 nucleotides. The record is from the annotation of a GenBank genome assembly. Lineage: Eukaryota; Metazoa; Annelida; Polychaeta; Sabellida; Oweniidae.